AUCGGCCAGCCUGAUCGGCCGAGCACACACCCCCUCCCCCCCACUCGCACGCAAACACACAAACACACAAACACACACACACACACACACAUACAUACAUACAUAAAUACACAAACACACGCACACACAAACACACACACACACACUUUCUGUUUCCUCUCGCUCCAUCUCUGCUCAUACCCGCACAAACGACGUUUGACAGGCACGCGAAUGACCAGAAUCAGAACAUGAAUAAUGCCACAAUCGCGCCUGUGCCGCAUUCCCCUCCCCGCACACCCAACAUACAGGUAGUAGUUGGCAAUAUCUCAACAGUGUACAACACAGACGCACAGACUCACACAAACACACACUCUAUUUCUUUUUCAACCCACCAUAGCCUCACACCCUAAGGCUUCGCCCGAUCCAUCGCCUUGUGCAGGCAUUUAUUGGGGCGAGCACAAGCUCAACCGCACCGGGAAAAACAGAAGGAUAUCAUCAUUUUGUUCAGUGGUCAAAGUCGAAUCGUGCCGCAAAUCACAUUCGGCCUCUUGUCAACCCGCCACACCACUCCUUCACUCCCACUCCCGCUCCGCCCCUCCUACCGCUACCUACCCCCUACCUCAACCCCCCAAACCCCCAAACCCCCUCUACACCUCCUUUCCUUCCCGUACAUUCUCAUGUCACACUCCUCGCUCUCGUCGCGGGGUGGACAUGUUGGUGUCGGCUUUGUGCUGUUGUUGAUCGUCAUUUCUGUCGUGGCUGACAAACAAGCGCCUUCCGGAGAGCGGCUUUUUCUCUGCAAUGUGGCGCAACCUUUUGAUGCUGCCUUCAAGCUGCAUCCCGACUCUGGUGUCAUCAAUAAGCAGUAUGUGUUCAAGGGCAACAAGGUGUGGGUGUAUGAUGCGGAAUAUCGCUCGACCUCACUCGAAGGUACCAUUGCAUCAGUCUUCCCUGGCUUGCCCAUCAACAACAUUGAUGCCGCUGUCUCUACCAACAGUGGAAACAUGUUCUACGUCUUCAAGGGCGUCAAUGUCUACUUGUUUGAUAUCGCUUCUGGUCUCAAAUCGGGCUUCCCCAAGACCAUCGCAUCCGAGUUUUCCGGCGCUUUUCCAAACCAUAUCGACGCUGUCCAGCGGGGCGACUUGAACAAGAUCUACGCGUACAAAGGAAGCCAAGUGUUUGCCUACCACGAGCUCACCGGUCAGCUAGGCGGCUUUCCCAAGGCUCACAACUUGGGAUUCUCCCCCGACGCUGCCAUUCAGUCGCCGUUUCAGCGGCUCUCCAUCAGUGUUGAUACGUACUACUUUGUCGGCAACAUGACACACCUGGUCGAGAGCAAUGUUGAGGUGCCCACGUCGCCGUUUCCCAUCUGCUCAUCAUGCAGCGGGACCAAGGUCAUCAACUCGGGCACAAGCGGUGAUAUCGCACCGUUUGUCGACUUGAUCUACACCAACCUUCAAACCUGCAAGUGGGUGCUUGACUUUGGCAUCCCUGGCUACCUCACAGUUGACUUUAUCAACUUGGAAACCGAGCAGGACGUUGACGUUGUCACCCUCUACGACGGGCCGAGUACCGCCAGUGACGUUCUGAGCGUACUUUCGGGCUCGCUCAUGUUCUCAACGACGUUCACAACGUCGACUGAAAAAGCCCUUGUUGAGUUUACAUCCGAUGGGUCUACCGUGGCCUCUGGCUUUGACAUCUCCUACGAGUUCUACGCCGAGUGCCCAACGCUCUCUUCGCUCUCGUUUGGCUACUGGAGCCCGGCUGAUUUCGGCUAUCGUGGGCAGGAAGUGUCCGCAAUCUGCUGCGAAGGCUACACCCUCACCGCGGGCUCUACAACACGAAUCUGUACGCCAUCAGGCACUUGGUCGGGCACCGACGGCCAGACGUGCACACCAAACCCGUGCAGUCCGGAUCUGGUGGCACCGGCCAACGGAUACGUGUCCGCAACGACCGGUAACACCGGAGACACCUCGAACUUUGGCUGCAACGCAGGUUACACGCUCGUGGGAUCUCCGUCGCGAACCUGCCACCCGCAGGGCUUCUGGUCCAACUCAAACGACCAGUUCUGCGAUCCGAACCCGUGCUCACCGCCGCAACUCGCGCCUACCAACGGGGUCGUCUCGUCGACAUCUGGCAAGACCGGCGAGACCAUCAUCUUUUCGUGCAACUCAGGCUACACUCUGGGCGGAUCGUCGAGUCGGACGUGCCAACCGUCGGGCACGUGGUCCAACCUCAACGAUCAGGUGUGCACUGCCUCGUCGUGCUCGCCGCCGCUGACUCCGCCUGCCAACGGGCAGGUCUCGUGCACAACGGGCACCACCAACGACAUCUGCUUCUACUCGUGCAACCAGGGGUACGACCUCUCCGGUUCGGCGUCGCGAACGUGCCAAGCAAACCAGGCGUGGACCGGCUCGGAUCCGACGUGCAACCCGGCAGCUUGCUCACCCAAUCUCUCGUCUCCCCUGUACGGAUCGGUCUCGUCCGCGUCAGGCGUGACAGGCCAGACUUCGACGUUCUCUUGCAACGCCGGGUACACACUCUCGGGCGAUGCGAGCCGGACUUGCCAGGCAACCGGCUCCUGGUCCAACGCCGACAACCAGGUAUGCUCCCCGUUGCCAUGUCCGGCGCUGAAUGCCCCGACAAACGGAGCUGUCUCGAUCACCUCGGGCUCGGUUGGCGAUGUGGCGUCGUACUCGUGCAACGCCGGAUACUUUUUGUCGGGCGAGACGUCGAGGACGUGCCAGGUGAACCAAGUGUGGAGCUCGAUGGCACCAACCUGCGAACCACUGUCCUGCACCACUCUAGCUCCUCUCACCAACGGCUACGCACUGCCGGGCUACUCGGGCCGUGUCGGCGACACCAUCGCUUUUGGCUGCAACGCCGGCUACACCUUUUCCGGCAGCUCCACGCGGACGUGCUCCCAGUCGCAGAUCUGGUCGGGUGGCGACGACCAGAGCUGCAGCCUGACGCCCGACUACUGCCCAGCCCAGACCGCGCCAGUUGAUGGCUCGCUCACGUCGCUGACUCGCACAGUCGGCGGAAGUGCCACCUUUUCGUGCGACUCUGGCUUCACGCUUGUCGGCUCGGCGAGCCGGACAUGCCAGAGCGACGGCAGCUGGUCGGGUACACUUCCGAUUUGCACUCAGUGCUCGGGCAAUUGCGCAACGUGCGAGGCCGGGCAGCCGACAAACUGCAACUCGUGUAUCGGCGGCUACACCAUCGGUGACGAGUGUGUGUCCAAGGUCGACCCAUGGUGCCCUCCGCUUGGUCCGCCAACAAACGGGUCGCUCUCGGCCGCACCUUGCGGCCGCAAGGUCGAUGACACCUGCGGCGUUGCCUCCUGCAACGCUGGCUACUUCUUGGUCGGCCCGUCAUCGCGAGUCUGCCAGUCAUCGCAGGCGUGGUCGAACCUGGCGUGGUCGUGUGCCACCUGCGCGUCGCAAUGCGCGACGUGCGACGGUACUGCCGGCAACUGCCUGACCUGCGCUCCCGGCCUGGUCGAUCCCCCGAGUUGCGCCACGCCUGUCACCUGUCCGAGCCUCUCGCCACCGGCAAACGGCGCACUCUCGACCUCGGUCAACACAAGUGGCACGACAGUGUCGGUCAGCUGCAGUGCAGGCUUCACCCUCUCGGGUUCGUCGACGCUGGAAUGCGGGACCAGUGGCGUGUGGUCAGGCCCGGUCGACUACGUUUGCACCGGCCUGCCAUGCACACCACCGCUCUCGCCGCCGAGCUUUGGGACGGUCUCGGCCGUCAACGGCACGACUGGAGAGGUCCGCAGCUAUGCUUGCAACCAAGGCUACUCGCUCGUCGGCGACCCAACGCAGGCAUGCCAGGCUGAUGGUAGCUGGGGCGGCUCAGCUCCGAGCUGCAGCGCCAGCUCGUGCACCCCAACGCUCACUCCGCCGACCAACGGUGCAGUCUCGGCCACCACCGGUGUGACCGGCGACGCGGUGAGCUACUCUUGCAACGCGGGCUUCUCGAUCGUCGGUGCUGCGACGGUGACCUGCCUCACGAACUCGAGCUGGUCGGCAGCCGCACCGUUGUGCGCGGCGAACCCAUGCACGCCGGCCCUGGAUCGGCCAGUCAACGGGAGUGUGUCGCAGGCCGAAGGUGUGACCGGUGACGUGGCCACCUUUGCCUGCAACACAGGCUACCUGCUGAUCGGGCAAGCAAGCCGGCAAUGCCAGACCGAUGGUACAUGGUCCGGCGCAGGCUCGCCGUUCUGCGACGUGCAGCAGUGCCCUCGGCUCUCGGUCAUCCAGCCACCGCCGGCCAACGGCCUGCUCACCUGCGACGGGGCCUCGUUUGGAUCGACUUGCACCAUCAUAUGCAACACUGGGUACUCGCCAUUCGGCACAACGAGCCGGACCUGCCUCACCUCGCUGGCGUGGUCCGGCGACAGCAACGUGCUGUGCUCAGACGCUCAGCCGCUGGUUACGGCAACCUCGUUUCGCCGCCUGUCGAGGUUGUUGCAGGCACAGAGUGGCAGUUUGGCGUCCAGCUCUUCCGCACCUACGGCCGGGUGGCAUCCGCUACUACCAACGAUUUUGCUGUCCGGCUGGCGCCUUUGCCGGCGCCGGCACUACCGCUGACGCUGGCAGCGGUCGGCAACGCAAGCUACGAGCUUGGCGUCUCGCUGCCGACCGCCGCUGGUAGCUACGCCGUGUCCAUCGAGGUCAACGGAGGAGCCAUCCGUCCGUUGCCCAUCAGCGUCGCCGUUGUGCCCGGACCGGCGUCUGCAGGCGCAUCGAUUGUCACCGGACCAGGCCUCGAGACUGCGACGCUCAAUUUGGACAAUGCUGUUGUCAUCACAGUCCGCGACGAGUUUGGCAACGCGGUGCGCGACCUGGAUGCGGCAAGCCUGACCGUCUCGGCCAAGCUCGGCAACGAGGUGCGGGAGCUCGAUCUCAGCGUUCGAAGCGCGGCGGUCGGGGUGGUGGACACCAGCUUCCGGCCGUGGGACGCCGGCGUGUACACGUUGUCAGUGUCGGUGGGCGGAGGAGCAGUUCCAGGCUCGCCGUGGGUGGUGACAGUCGCGUCACAGUGCGGCUUGGGGCAAUACGCGGUUGAGGCGACCGGGCCGUGCGAGAUUUGCCCUGCCAACACGUACUCUGACGCCAUCAACGUGCCCGAGUGCACCGGGUGCCCCGCGUUCACGUCGACGCAUGGAAAGCGCGGCGCGCAAAGUGUCGAGGCGUGCACUUGCGUCGCCAACUACUAUGCAGCUCCUGUUGCCGGCGAAGCAGAGCCAUCGUUCACCUGCAAGUCAUGCCCAGAAGGCGGAGUGUGUUCUGGCGAGCUUGAGCCGCCGGGAUCGCUGCCGGGCUACGCACCAGCCGACGACGGGACAGUGGCGUUUGUGGCAUGCCGGCGGACAACGGCGUGCACCGGCAACAACACGUGCGCGACUGGCUACACCGGAUACAUGUGCAACAUCUGCCGCGACAAGUUCUACUCCACGUCGACAGGCGAGUGCAAGGCGUGUCCCCAGGCUGCCAACGGCAUUCUCGCCGGUGCGUUGCUUGUGGUGCUGGGCCUCUGUGCAGCGACAGCAUGCCUCAUCCUGGUAGGCAUGGUGCGGAUCGGGUCUGUGCAUGUGCCCAAGGCGGAAGCCGGCGGCGGGAAUGCAGAGAUGAUGGCGGUGAUGCGGACGCGGACGCUGCCUGCAAGCGUGAGCAUGGUACUUGUGGCGUUCCAGUCUGUGGGCGUGCUUGCCGACGGCAACUUUGCGUGGUCUAAGGCGUCAAAGCAGGUCCUGGACUCGUUCAACGUGUUCAACGUGGACGUCACCCUCUUUGCGUCCGAGUGCUCACUCUCGUCGUUCUACGCCAAGUACGUGUUUGCGGUCGGGCUGCCCGUCCUCGUCCUAGUGGCGACGAUUGUCUCGCUGAUGUUGCUCAAGCUGCUGGCCGGCGCAGGGUUGAUGCGGUACGGCGCGGAGCUGCUCCGGGCCACUUCACUGAUGGGCCUAGUCGAUGCGGUCGUUUUCUCAGUCGCGCCGCUGUUCUACAUCCCCAUGGCGCGGGCGACGUUCCAGCUGUUUGAUUGCUCGAGGCUGCCUAAUGGGCACUGGAUCUUGGAUGCAAACCCGGGUGUCACCUGCUUCAACUCGCAGUGGUGGACGUACUGCUGGGUGGGUAUUGCCGCGGUAGCCGGCUACGUUCUGGGCAUUCCGGGCUACUUUCUGCUCCAUCUGGUGCGCAACCGGAGAACGCUGACCUCGCCAGUGACUUAUGUCCGGUACGGCGCGCUGUACCGGCUGUUCCGGCUCCGGUUCUACUGGGCGGGGGUGGCGGAUCUCGGCAAGCGACUUGGUCUCAUUGUGGCUGCGGUGUUCUUCUCCAACCACCAGCUCGUGCAGAUCGGCGGCAUUCUGCUCGUCCUCCUCACCUCGUCGUACGCUAUUGUGCGGUACCAGCCGUUCUACUACUUGCUGUACAACAAGCUCGAGCUGCGGCUUUCGGCCAUGCUUGUGGUGGUCCUGGCGCUCGGCACCGGCUCGUACUCGGAGCGGCGCAACGCCGAGUCGACAUCGGACUUUUUUUACGUCGCCAUCAUUGUCGCUAUGGUCGCACUCUGCCUCAUCUCGGUCCAUGGCAUUGUGACCGACAUCCUGCAGAUUGUGGCGGCCCGGUCGGAAGGAUCUGCCGGUCAGUGCGAGCGCAAGCGCGCCAUCGCCGAAGCACUCGCCGACGAGCUCCCGGACAUGGACCCGGAGAUGGCUGCUGUGGCCGAAGUCAUGCUUGCUCGGCUCGCCCAAGCCGACCACAGCCCGGUCUACGGCCUCGAGCUUGCCGAGUUUGGCAGCGCCCACGAAGGCGAUCUGGUGACCCUCGACCGGCUUGAGGGCCGCAACGCGCUGGCGUUUUCCUCGGUAGGCCCUCCUGCAUCGCCACUGACGUCUUCAUCCUCUUCUUCUACAUAACAUACCAAUCAUAAAGUCUUGGCUGUCUGCCUGCCGCAG
Molecule: messenger RNA, 6949 nt
Organism: Thecamonas trahens ATCC 50062
Lineage: Eukaryota; Apusomonadida; Apusomonadidae
Exons: 1
Coding region: 657-4577 (1306 amino acids)
Source: RefSeq, a predicted model, not a curated record